This is a messenger RNA of Gossypium raimondii (Peruvian cotton), 1345 nucleotides long. Its product is annotated as hyoscyamine 6-dioxygenase. The transcript is spliced from 4 exons. Bases 22 to 1128 code for a protein of 368 amino acids. Lineage: Eukaryota; Viridiplantae; Streptophyta; Magnoliopsida; Malvales; Malvaceae. The record is from RefSeq and is a predicted model, not a curated record.
UCAAUUGGCUGAGCAUCGUCGAUGAACCCUUUAUAUUGUUACGAAAGUUUGCAUCAUAAUUAUCAAAAACAGAUCAAAGAUCUCAAGAACUUGAACAUUCAAGAGAUGGAGAAGCUUGUUUCAAGCUGGUUCAAUAAUAAAACCUUGCCCCAGUCUUACAUAUUUCCCCCUGAAACAAGGCCUGGGAACCACGUCAUUCCUAGAUGCAAUACCAUUCCGGUAGUUGACCUCAGCAAGGCGUUGGCUCAUGAACGAACUGCUGUAGUUCAACAGAUUUUGGAAGCUAGCCAAGAGUUCGGAUUUUUCCAGGUAAUUAACCAUGGAGUUUCAGAAAACCUGGUUAAUGACACCAUGAAUGUCUUCAAGGAGUUCUUCGAGUUGCCUUCUGAGGACAAGGCCGGAAUCUACUCUGAGGAUCUGAAAAGGCCUUGCAGGCUUUACACAAGCAGUCCAAACUAUAAUCGCGAAAAGGUUCACCUAUGGCGUGACAGUUUGAGACUCCCUUGUCAUCCUUUAAAAGAAUGCAUCAAAAUUUGGCCUCAAAAGCCAACUAGAUAUAAGGAAAUUGUGGCUGCAUAUUCAAUUGAGGCAAAGAAACUGGGUUUAAGGAUCCUGGAGUUGCUUUCUGAAGGCUUUGGGCUUGGUUCAGGGUUCUUUGGGGAUAAACUAAGUGAAUCAGCUGUACUAUUAUUGAACCAUUACCCGCCAUGCCCGGAUCCAAGCUUGACCCUUGGAGUAUCUAAACAUUGCGACCCUAACCUGUUAACUAUUUUACUUCAGGGAGAUGUGUAUGGGCUCCAAGUCCUCAAAGAUGGGGAAUGGAUUGGUGUUGAGCCUUUGCAUAAUGCAUUUGUGGUUAACAUAGGCCAUCAGUUGGAGAUUAUCAGUAACAACAAGCUGAAGAGUGCUGAACAUCGUGCCGUGACAAACUUGAAAGUUGCCCGAACGACAGCCGCCUUCUUUAUCAACCCAUCUGAUGAUUGCAUUAUAGAGCCUGCUAAAUCUCUUAUCGGCACCGAUGAGUCUCCGGUUUACAGGGCUUUCGAGUUCAAAGAGUUUUUGCUUAACUACAUAAACAUGGAGGGGAACUUUGAAAAAAGUGUGGAGCCUUUUAAAUUACAUGGUUGAUCAUUAAUUUCCAUAACUUUACCUCUUGUUAUUGAAUCAAACUGUACUUUAUAAUGAUUAUGGCAAAAUCACUUUACUUUGAAUUUGUUAGGGAAUGUAUUGGGUAACAAAAUCCCAAAAUAGUUACUAUUUAGGAUCAAAACAUAAACCCCCCACUGUUUAAGUGGUCAAUUGAUUAUGGUGUACAAGAAUAUAACAUUUCCACUUUUUUCUUUAA